AUGAUGACCCCUGCUAACCACUCGCAUUUCGAACCAAUGGAUGAUCGGACGACCAGUGGUACGAAUAGCAUCGACACCCCGCCCGAAUCUGCAUUUCCGAACAUGGAGGAUCCUCAUCAAGAGGAGCAAGAGGCGCCAUCUAGCGGAGAGGGCUUCCAGGGCCUGAGUACGCGGGACGAAAGCCACAGCAAGGAAACGAAUGGCGAGUCGAGAUCGGAACGUCGCAGUUCUUCAGGUGGCUAUAAAGGAGGCCUUGGAUCGCCGGAGCAGGGGCUGGGAAUCUUGGUCGAACAUUCGCAGCGCGAUGAGAAGAGCAACGGCCAGUUGUCUAUCGUAGAUGUCUACAAUGGCAACCAAGCCCAAGCGGCUCUGCUUGAACUCUCCGAUGAGCUCUCUCUGAAACCUGAAAAGGAAAAUGAGAAGAUCAUGAAGUUGUCUCCAGAGAAGAUCCAAGAACUUACAUCCUCACCGGAGUCAAUACCUUACCGGCCCGCGGAACCUGAAAGGAACACAGGUAGGCGAUCAGUAUCGGACAAUGUUCAUGGCAAUAUCCCUACACCGCGACCAGAGAUUCCAGACUUUGUUCUUCAGCCGCUGAGCGAGACACUGCCAGUCGCCGACACUCUUCCAAAGUUGCGACCAACCAAGGGCGUAUCAUUGGGUGAUGCAUCGGCACCAGCCAGCCCUGCAUUUCCUCGCAACACGGAAAAAUCAUCUCUGCGUAACCGACCGCACCCAUCUCGAACAGUAUCCACCCCCGGAUCCACACGACGUCAACCGCCAUCCACACCAAUGAACGAUAGGUUGGCACAUACAUGGGCAUCGCGUGGGAAACAGGAUCGCUUCAUUCCCGACCGUGAUCUGAAAACCCAUCUCAUGGCUCCAGCUCAAGUGAUCGAGACUCCAUUGACCUCACCUUUGCCAUCAUCUAUCCCUUUACCUCCCGUGUCUUUACCGACAUAUCUGCAACUUGAACUUGCGUCUGGAAGACCUUCACCAUUGUACAUUCAUCGAGAUGCAUCGAAUGAUUUCCCGUAUGAAUCUUCGCGCGUCAAAAUCGAGAGACUUGUGAAUUUCCUCAUGCUUCCCCCAAUGCUAGAGCAGGUACUUUGCUUUGGAAGUUUAGCAUGUCUUGAUGCGUGGCUUUAUUCAUUUACAAUCAUGCCUUUGCGAUUUAUUAAAGCCGUUUAUAUUCUUGGCGAGUCAUGGGUCAUAAACCUGGGCGCCGAGAUUCGAUUCAUAUGGAAGUUUGUCAUGACUGGUAUCGGCCGGAUGUGGCGGCGGCGGAAUCAUGGCCUCAAAGAGGACCAGAAAGAGAGACGAGGAAGUGAGUCAGAUGCCACUCCCCGAUUGCCUUCAAGCUCCUCUUCUGGCCUGGAAACCGCAGGGUCCGAAAGAGACCCGCGCCCGCCACACGCAGAGCCGCCAAGGGCCAAGCAUCGAUCAUCUGAGUCUAGAAAGCAUCACCAUCGUCGGAAGAAAUCAAUGCCAUCGGCACUCUUGCCCGAUGACAAAGCGGACAUUUUGACUGGCCUGCUUAUGAUUGCUACAUGUUGUAUCUUGAUGUAUUUUGACGCCAGUCGAAUGUAUCACUGGAUCCGUGGACAAGCUGCUAUCAAGUUAUAUGUGAUUUACAACGUGCUUGAGGUCAGUGACCGGCUUCUGGCAGCCAUUGGCCAGGACGUGCUCGAAUGCCUUUUCUCUCAAGAGGCCCUUGAGCGUCGUCCUGACGGACGGAGCAAAAUCAUUCGUCCGUUCUGGCUGUUCUUCUUGGCACUGGCUUACACAGUGUCCCAUGCGACCUCACUGUUCUAUCAAGUCAUGACGUUGAAUGUUGCUGUAAACUCAUAUUCAAAUGCCCUCAUUACCCUGCUCUUGUCAAACCAAUUUGUGGAAAUCAAGUCCACGGUUUUCCGCAAAUUUGAGAAGGAGAAUCUCUUCCAGCUUACCUGUGCCGACGUUGUGGAACGAUUCCAACUUUGGUUGAUGCUCACUAUCAUUGCUUCACGCAACAUCGUCGAAACCGGCGCUUUUAAUUUUAUCGGGAACUUUGGGCUGGGCUCCAACCUUACGGGCCAGUCAUCCACCAGCACCAACAGUACACCACUAUCUACGCCUCCACGAACUGCAUCAUCGAUUUUGCCUCAAGCGUUCACGUUCUUCCCAUCUUCGAUUAUGUCAUCCUUCAACAGCGUCAACUCAUUCAUACCAACCCUUGCACAAGUCUUGGGUCCAUUUUUAGUCGUACUAGGCUCGGAGAUGCUUGUUGACUGGCUGAAACACGCCUACAUCAACAAGUUCAACAACAACCGCCCAGCAAUCUAUGGUCGCUUCCUUGAUGUUCUAGCAAAGGACUACUACACCAACGCUUUCGGUGAACAAAACCUCACCCGCCGCAUCGGUCUCCCUGUGAUUCCACUCUCGUGUCUCUUCUUCAGAGUUUCCGUCCAAACAUAUCAGAUGUUCCUGGCAGCUUUAGUCCCGCAACACCCAUCCUCGACUGCAAUGGAAGCUACCUCUUUAGCCUCCAUUCACAAUCACUACGUCCCCGUCCCCGUACCAUCUGCCCCACCCUUGACAUUCGCAACCCUGCUCCCAGCGUCAGCAGCACAUGUCAGCGCCCUCUUCCGCACAUUGUUGGAAAAUGCGAUCCCAUCCCCCGCUCAAUCCGUCCACAUCUUCACCGUCGUCCUCCUCUUAACAGGAUUCGUCGUUCUGCUCAUCUUGAAACUCCUACUCGGCAUGGUCCUUCUCGCCUUCGCCCGUUCCCGCUACAGAAAAAUGAAGGGAUUGGAGACCGAGGAAAGAGACUCCCACUCCCGUCACUCCGGUCAAAACGGUGCACCUCGCGCACGCGACUUUGAUGUCGAGGGUAGUCAGCGUGUUGGCGGGUGGGGCUGUGUGGAGGUCGGAGAGGAGAAGAGAAAGUUGAUAUAUGCGGAUGAUCCGGAUGGUUUGCGCAGGGUCAAGGAGAAAGAAGAUAAGGAUAAAGGCAAGGAUAAAGAACUCAAUGUUGACCAUGUACAACGAUACGAGAUGAUUGCCAAGAAGAUUUGGUGA
Penicillium salamii is the source of this 3060-nucleotide messenger RNA. The record is from the annotation of a GenBank genome assembly. Lineage: Eukaryota; Fungi; Ascomycota; Eurotiomycetes; Eurotiales; Aspergillaceae.